AUGUCUAGCGAGCUAGCGCCCCUUAACAUCCGACCAGUUUGGUUAAAAAUAGUAUAUUUUGCGUACCUACAUUACGGUACCAUUUUGGGUACUUACUACUUGUUAACAGCGGCCCAAUGGAAAACAAUUCUAUGGACCUAUUUAUUACUCCUUUCGGCCACUCAUGGUAUUGCAGUGGGUGCCCAUAGAUUAUGGGCCCAUAGGGCUUACAAAGCCAAACUACCAUUGCGCCUCCUUCUGGCCUUUGACCAGACUUUAACAUUCCAGAAAGAUAUAUAUGAUUGGGUUCGAGACCAUCGAAUCCAUCACAAGUACUCUGACACAGAGUACGACCCCCAUAACGCAACCAGAGGGUUCUUUUACAGCCACAUUGGUUGGCUGAUGAUUAAAAAAUCGGAUAAAGUUAUCGCAAAAGGGAAAGAACUAGACUUGAGUGAUUUGGAGCAAGACCCAGUAGUAUGGUACCAAAGAAAGUACUACUGGUAUAUGGCACCGUUUCUCGCCUUUAUUUUCCCAGCUAUGGUACCAUGGUACUUUUGGUCGGAACAGUUCAAAGUCUCAUGGUACCUUUGCAGUAUUUUUCGCUUAUGUGUUACUCUACAUGGUACUUGUUUGGUAAACAGUGCGGCCCACAUUUGGGGCUCCAAACCAUACGAUAAAAAUAUUAAACCAGUGGAAACGUCAUGGGUGGCUCAUAUUAGUCAUGGUGAGGGUUGGCAUAACUACCAUCAUGUCUUCCCAUGGGAUUAUAAAGCUGCAGAAUUGGGGUCAUAUUAUGGCAAUUGGAAUACGGCCUUUAUUGAUUUUAUGGCCAAAAUUGGGUGGGCCUAUGACCUUAAAAGCGCCCCAUUGGACAUGGUCAAAAAAAGGGGGGAGAGGACGGGCGAUGGCACCAAAUUGUGGGGCUGGGGGGAUGAGGAUAUGGAUAAGGAAGAUGUGUGUAAGGCGAAAAAUUAA
Molecule: messenger RNA, 957 nt
Organism: Tribolium castaneum (red flour beetle)
Lineage: Eukaryota; Metazoa; Arthropoda; Insecta; Coleoptera; Tenebrionidae
Product: acyl-CoA Delta(11) desaturase
Biological process (GO): unsaturated fatty acid biosynthetic process
Cellular component (GO): endoplasmic reticulum membrane
Molecular function (GO): iron ion binding; stearoyl-CoA 9-desaturase activity
Source: RefSeq, marked provisional